GGACGGGGCUGACAUUGCAGCCCCCGCGGAGGGUCGCGGCGCGGGAUGAGCUCUGCCGCGGCCAAGCCGAUACUUUAUAGCUAUUUCCGAAGUUCCUGCUCUUGGAGAGUGAGAAUCGCACUGGCUCUGAAAGGGAUUUCCUAUGACCUGGUGCCAGUGAACCUCCUGAAGGACGGAGGGCAGCAGUCUUCUGCUGAAUUCAAGGCAGUGAAUCCAAUGCAGCAAGUCCCAGCCUUGAAAAUUGAUGGCAUCACCCUUUCUCAGUCGCUAGCUAUAAUUCAUUACCUAGAAGACACCCGUCCUAACCCCAGGCUCCUGCCCCAAGAUCCGAAGAAGAGAGCCCAAGUCAGAAUGAUCGCCGAUCACAUUGCCUCCGGCAUUCAGCCACUUCAGAACAUGACUGUCCUGAAACAAAUGGGGGAGAAAAAAAUGGAAUGGGCUCAGAACUGCAUUGCAUCUGGCUUUCAAGCACUGGAGCAGAUUCUGCAGCACACUGCCGGGCACUACUGUGUGGGGGAUGAAGUUUCCAUGGCUGAUCUGUGCUUGGUGCCUCAAGUUGCCAAUGCUGAAAGAUUCAAAGUGGACAUGGGUCCAUAUCCCACAAUAACCAGAAUAAACAAAGCUCUCCUGGAGUUAGAGGCAUUCAAAGUAAGCCACCCAUCCCAGCAGCCAGAUACUCCUGCAGAGCUGCGAGCUUGAAGCCCUUCUACUCAUUAAAGCAGGUAAGCUGGAAUGUCAAAGAGGACAACAGCUACAGCUUGAGCAGGACUUCAGUGCCAGCAGGAAGCCCUAGUACUAAUGUCUCACUUUCAUCUGGGUGCAAAAAAGAACAGAGGACCUGGAAGUAGCCUGGAUGACUUACAGGAGCUAUGCCUGUGCUGGAAAGCUUGCAGCUACUUCUGACUAUGUUUUUUCUACCUGAUGUAUCUCCAUGAAGCAGAUUAAAGCAGAAGCAU
Molecule: messenger RNA, 956 nt
Organism: Gymnogyps californianus (California condor)
Lineage: Eukaryota; Metazoa; Chordata; Aves; Accipitriformes; Cathartidae
Gene: GSTZ1
Product: glutathione S-transferase zeta 1
Exons: 9
Coding region: 46-699 (217 amino acids)
Biological process (GO): L-phenylalanine catabolic process; glutathione metabolic process
Cellular component (GO): cytoplasm; mitochondrion
Molecular function (GO): glutathione transferase activity; maleylacetoacetate isomerase activity
Source: RefSeq, a predicted model, not a curated record